Molecule: messenger RNA, 1506 nt
Organism: Pogoniulus pusillus (Red-fronted tinkerbird)
Lineage: Eukaryota; Metazoa; Chordata; Aves; Piciformes; Lybiidae
Gene: VSIG8
Product: V-set and immunoglobulin domain containing 8
Exons: 6
Coding region: 32-1159 (375 amino acids)
Cellular component (GO): intracellular anatomical structure
Source: RefSeq, a predicted model, not a curated record
CCUCCUCACCACCCGGCACGGCUGCAGCGUCAUGGCAGGGCACGGCGCCAGCCUGCUCCUGCUCCUGGGUCUCAUGCCAGGUCUCCUCCUGGCCGUCAGGAUCAACAGCAAGGGCCGGGAGGUUCUGUACCUGGCCAAGGGGGACUCGGUGAAGCUGGGCUGCCCUUAUGUCCUGGAGCCCGAAGACAACGGUCCCCAGGGCGUGGGCAUCGAGUGGAUCCAGAUCACGCCCGAGAGGACCGGCCCAGAGAACGUGUUCCUGUCCUACCAAGACCACCACAUCAACUACGGCAGCGGCUCGGGGCUGCAGGACAGAGUCGCCUUCGUGCAGAACGACCCCAGCCAGUACGAUGCCUCCAUCCGCCUGGCAGACCUGCAGGUGUCCGACACCGGCACCUACCAGUGCCGCGUCAAGAAGAACACGGUGGCCGUGCACGAGGUCAUCGUCACUGUGGAAGGUGAGCCCCUCGCCCCCCGGCCCCGGCCCCCGCCGUGCCCCCGGUUGGCACGGCUAGCAACCGGUGGGGUCGACACUCUCUCUCCUCUCCCCGCAGAGAAACCUGCGACCCCACAGUGCUGGGUGGAAGGGGACUCGGUGAGGGGGACCAGCAUCGUCCUGCGGUGCUUCAGCCGCGGGGGAGCCGCCCCACUCGCGUACCAGUGGGGGAAACUGGCCAGCGGCUACGGCGGCGGGCAGCUGCCCUCUGGCACUGUCCAAGGACGUGCUCCGGGUGACCUGGUGAUCCGCAGCCUGUCGGAUGCGCACGCUGGCAUCUACCAGUGCCGUGUCACCAACCGUGUGGGCUACUCCACGUGCCAGGUCAACCUCAACCCCACUCAAAGAGUAGGAGGAGGAGGCAAUCAAGCGAGCGUCGUGGCGGGCUCCGUCCUGGGCUCCGUCCUGCUCCUCGCCCUGCUCGGUGCCCUCGUCGGCAUAGUCAUCAACCGCUUCCGCAGGAAGGAGUGCCAGCCGUCCUGCAGCGACUGCAGGAGCAGCCCUGGCGGCACCAUGACCCGCGCCUGCAACGUCUGCAGCCACCACUACUCACCCCAUGGCAUCAGCUACAUGCAGUGCCAGCACGGCGACAGCGACGAGCGGGGACCCGCUCUCAUCUGCAACGAGGGCAUGCGGCACCAGGUCGCCUGCCAGGGGAUGUAACUCACCCCUAGCCCCUCGUCCACCCCCACCCCCCAAUUUGGCUCCACGGGGCAAGCGACUGCCAGCCCGGAGCCGGUGGGCACGGCCGGGAUCCGGCGCUCCGCGGCACCGGGCGGCGCUUGCCCGGACUCGCCGCGCAAAUUGAAGUCAGGAACCUCGCUCCCUCCUCCGCCCCAGCCAGCCCCGGCCCCAGCCAGGGCCGCUUGGGCUCCUCACUCUCUUUUGGUUAUGUUUCUCUUUUUUUGGCCCCAUUUUUUUGUAUGUUUCCCCCACACACACCCCCAGCCCCCGCCCGGCUCCCGGCCCCGCCGGCUGCCCUCGCCAGCAGCCGUAUUUAUUUCUCCCCC